UGCGCGGGGUCAGCCCCGUUCUUUCUUUGAGCCCCGGCGGAGCGAGAGGCGGAAGAGGAUCGUCGCGAUGGCUCCCAAGGGCGGCAGCGGCGCUCGGCAGCAGUCGGAGGAGGAGCUGCUUCUGCAAGAUUUCAGCCGCAACCUCUCGGCGAAGUCCUCGGCGCUCUUCUUCGGCAACGCGUUCAUCGUCUCUGCCAUCCCUAUCUGGCUGUACUGGAGGAUAUGGCACAUGGAUCUUGUUCAGUCUGCAGUCCUUUACAGUGUAAUGACCCUUGUCAGUACAUACCUGGUGGCCUUUGCUUACAAGAACGUAAAGUUUGUUCUUAAACACAAAGUAGCCCAGAAGAGAGAAGAUGCUGUUUCCAAAGAAGUAACUCGCAAGCUUUCUGAAGCAGACAAUAGGAAGAUGUCACGAAAGGAGAAGGAUGAGAGAAUUUUGUGGAAGAAGAAUGAAGUGGCAGAUUAUGAAGCAACUACAUUCUCUAUCUUCUACAACAAUACGCUAUUCUUGGUUUUGAUAAUUAUUGCCUCCUUUUUUGUGUUGAAGAACUUCAAUCCCACUGUAAACUAUAUCCUCUCCAUCGGUGCUUCUUCUGGAUUGAUUGCUUUGCUAUCUACGGGCUCAAAAUAGAAGAAAUUGUUACAGUGGAUAUUCAGUUGCAUACAGCUGUAUGGAAAUAGAGGAGAUGGUGUUUUUCUAUAGCUUGAAAACAUGAUGUUCUUUUUUACAAGAAGAUGGGAUGGACAUGGGGAUUAUUAUUUUUUAAAAUAACAUAACUAGAUGAAUGCUCUGGUCCUGUGAAAUAUCUCACAAUAUUUUUGACAGAUAAAACAUCUGUGGAAUAUUAGUUUUCAGAAAUAUCAAUUGAGAGGUACACAAACCAUGUCUGGAGUUCCGGAAGGUAAACAUUUGCUACAUAUCUUUUGUUCCCUUUAUCUGUCAGCGAAUCUAUCCUAGUGGCUGUGAGCAGUGACUUUAUCCCAUGGCAAUUUGUAACCAUGUCUGAAUAAAAGAUUUAAAAGAA
Messenger RNA from Varanus komodoensis (Komodo dragon), 1025 nucleotides. It is a transcript of the gene SSR3, whose product is annotated as signal sequence receptor subunit 3. The coding region runs from base 68 to 631 and encodes 187 amino acids. The transcript is spliced from 5 exons. Gene Ontology annotation, cellular component: endoplasmic reticulum; membrane. Gene Ontology annotation, biological process: SRP-dependent cotranslational protein targeting to membrane. The record is from RefSeq and is a predicted model, not a curated record. Lineage: Eukaryota; Metazoa; Chordata; Lepidosauria; Squamata; Varanidae.